AUUACCCUUUCCACCUAGCGUGUGUGGACGUGUCGAAGAGGGUUACAGUGACUGUUAGUUUGAAAUUCCUAGAUAAUACUAAAAUCGGUUAACUCUAUAGAGUCAUCUUAAAGAUGGCAACCACACAUUUCAGAGGAAUAUCUAGGAAAAAGGAUUGGCCAAAGAUCUGAAUUAAACUGCCUGUGUAAAUGCAGCCUGGAUGUUAUCUAGAUACAUUAGUUUAGUAUCAGAUCCUGGUCAUCAAUAUAUUAAUUCCUAAAGAUGCACAUAGCAGCAGUCAAUCGUCUGGCACUGUUACAGCAAAAAAGACCAAACCAUAUGAACAUUUGUUGCUUUACUAACAAUCAUUACCGCUUGCACUUUACUGUUUCGUCAAUUAUUUUGUUGCUAUACUUCGUGAAAUUUACUUUCUCUUACACAACUUCAGUGAGUCUAUUUUGGUAACUCUGGCAUUGUAGUGGCUGAGUGAAAAAUGUUAACCCAGCCCAUUGGUUAAAUUAAAGGGGCCAAUCACUACUGAGCACAUUCAUUACAGAACCACGCUGGACCGGUGGCUAGAUCUUACACGUGUUUUGCAGCAUCCCCUGUUUAUGGGUUGCACCGUAAAAGCUGACAUUUGUAUGAAUUUUCUAACAGUAUGGCUAGGUCAUGGUAUGUUUAGUCAAAUGUUGCUUGUGGUUUGAUAACCACCAACGAAAGGUUAAUUAACAAAAUGAAUGGGGCAAUCCAUGAACCUGUGUUUAUGGAAAACACUUGAAUCCAAUGUAAAUAUUUCACAGCACCGUAGUCUUUCACUGUAGUGAUUCUGGUAACUAAACUUAAGGAGUUGUACACUAUCUCCCAGUAAUUUAUUGGGCAAAAGAAUGUUUUAGCCUCACUGUGCCUUCAGGGUGUUCUGGUAACUAACAGGGCUUUGAAGGUUCAUCUUUUCUCAUGCUCAUGCAGGUUGGAACCACCUAGUGAGUCCUGGAACAGAACCAUGGCUUUAAAGGUGAUCCAGAGGCUUCAGCUACUCGGGCAGACAAGGGCAUACCUCAGUCCUCCAGGUGGGCUGGGUCGCAUCUCCAGAUUUCUGUGUGCUCCGGUAGGGGAGCCCCUGUGUGGCGUACCUAUGGACCUCAGCGGAUCGCUGUAUCCAGAGACCGUUGUCAGGCUCAGUCAGCCAGCUUGUAUGAGUUAGUCCACCAUUGCCACGGACUCUUUCUACGCCACUGGGUCAGUCGGCCAGCUGCACCGACCCACUGUCGCAGAAGAGAAAGCCUUCCUGGACUGCCUCGGCAGUUGCUCUCCAGACAGGUCCUGCACUCUUCUGCACUGUGGCGAUCACGUCUGCCACUAUGGCAGCGGCAGCCUUGCACCGCGUGGCUGACCCAGAAGGACCCUUCAGUGUGCUGUGCUGCCAGCUAGAGUAGGCGUCUGAAGGAGACCGGGCUGGUUUCUGCCCUGCUGGCCUGCACACACCUCUACGUGGACCCCUGGAGCACGCUGGCGGUGCGGCUGGUAUCAGAGUGCCAGGAGCGGCUGGAUGGGAGCCAGAUGAGCGUGGGACAGCUGUGCACCUUUGGCCAGGCACUGGAGGGCCUGGGAUGCUGGAGCAGGUACAGAAGCAGGAGCUAGGCCAGGGGAGCCUAGCAGAGCUCACUGCUGUAUACGGACUGCUGCAGGGAGGAGUAGGGGAGGAGGGCAGCUACCAGGACCUCCUAAACGCUAUGCACACUCCUUCUUGGUGGAGGUCAUGGAGAGACAUGUGCUCAAGAUGGCUUUUACUUCCCACCCAGACAGUUACCAAGGUGAUGCAGUACUCCUCAACCUGCUGCACUCCUACAUCCUGGUAGAGAGGUUCCCUGUCAACUUUGUGUCCAAGGUCUUCAACCUCUACUUCCUCCAGAAAUUACAAGAGCAAGGCAUGGGGGUUGACCGGAUUGUACUGGCCCAACUGACCCAACUCUACAUGACUGUGAAGCUUGAAUGCCCUUUCUAUGAGGGUCCAAGGCUCCUUCCUAUGUACCGUGUCAAGUGUUUCCUCACUCCUGGUCGGUCUCUGGAGAUGCCGGUUGACGGACACCUCUACAACUAUGUGAAAACUGGACUAGUGGAUCUACUAGGGGCCCGUGCUUACUUCACUUCCAGAGUUCUCACUCCAUACUGCUACACACUAGAUGUGGAAAUAAAGCUGGAUGAGGAUGGAUAUGUAUUGCCUGCCAAUGACAUCGACGAUAUCAGGAUAGCCACAAGAGGUUUACUGUGAACACAAGACAGCUGCUGGGAAAAGAGGCCGUGAGGCUUCUGGGAUAUGAAGUUGUUCAGGUCGGAAAUGCAUGCCGCAACCCUCAAUACCCCAUUUCACUGAUGAUUUGAUCUUUUUGAGUGUUCUGUCUGCUGUAAAUUCUGAUUUCAGCCCCUUUGCUCGUGUUCUGCCUGUCUCUAGACAUCUACUCUUUCAAAAAAGAGCAUUCAUUUGGAUCUACUCUUUGCUCCAUCUGUAACUAAUAGAAGUCUGUUUUUGUAGAUUUCUUACUAUGAAUUUGAGAAGCUUCGGAACAAGACAGAGGUUGUUGAACAUCUUCACAAGAAUAUCUUCCCCCUCAGCUACAGGCUCAAAUAAGGCCUUUGUUGCUGUCAUACAACUAUAACACUGUACGCUAUACAGUUUGGGCACUGUUUUUGUCAUCUCAAAAUGCCACAUUGUCCAACAUUUCUACCUGAAGAGAAAGCAUAAAGAAAUCAUGUAUUUAUAUCUUUUG
This is a messenger RNA of Oncorhynchus tshawytscha (Chinook salmon), 2744 nucleotides long. RefSeq names its product FAST kinase domain-containing protein 3, mitochondrial. Lineage: Eukaryota; Metazoa; Chordata; Actinopteri; Salmoniformes; Salmonidae. Gene Ontology annotation, biological process: regulation of mitochondrial mRNA stability. Bases 1736 to 2248 code for a protein of 170 amino acids. The transcript is spliced from 5 exons. The record is from RefSeq and is a predicted model, not a curated record.